Messenger RNA from Phyllotreta striolata, 504 nucleotides. The record is from the annotation of a GenBank genome assembly. NCBI's taxonomy places the organism in Eukaryota, Metazoa, Arthropoda, Insecta, Coleoptera, Chrysomelidae.
AUUUUAUAUUCGAAUUGUAUUUAAAAAGAGUCCAGUUUGUUAAACAAUAUCGCUUCGUAGGUGUUAAUUUUAUUUUAUAAUCGCACUUAAAGAAUCAUGCAAGUCGCUAAAAUAUUAAUUUUUACUCUGUUUUUAAUAUCUUCAUUGGUGAAUAUUGCUGUUGGUGGAAACGAUGCAGAUGAUUCAGGUUCCAUUGAAAUACCGGUUAGAAAACAGAACACCAAUACCAAAAACAACGGGUUCUCGGUGUUCCGACCGGCAGACGACGCCCUCUUCAAUUUCAUCAACAAACUAGUAAACACCAGCUACUUGUCUUCGAAGAUGCUCCUCAACAGGGCCAGAACCCAAAGCGAAAUCCGUCGCCAGAUCGAAGACCAAGUGGAGGAAUUCCUCGAGAACCUACCCACCAUACCCAUCCCGAUUUUAGACCCGCAGACCGAACCCAAAUCCAACCACAACCGCAAAGACGACAACUAAACCAUACAAUAGAAAAGUUUAUUAUAG